GCCCGUCACUCCGUGUGCGUUCCUUUCUGAUACAAAUGUUUAGCUCCUCAAUCGAAGAACAAAACACAUUAUUUUUUUUCAGACACACGGAUUAAUUCCACGAUAUAACAUCCCCUCACUUCACUUGCAAGGAUGCCGCAGAUUCCCCGCUUGAAAAAGGCUCCCCUUUGUCCCGGUAGCUACCUCUUCACUUUCCCCAACUCUCCAAAACUCCUCUCAUUCAUCCGAGAUGACUCGAACACCCCGUAAAAGAGUUGCACUACGUAGCAGACGCCUCCUGAUUUCCGCUGAAGAUCCCCUUAUCGAUGAUGGUGUGGUCGUGGUCGAAGGGGAUCGAAUCGUGGAGUCUGGCCCAUGGAACGAACUAAAAGCCAAAGUGCACGGAAACUAUCCAGUAAGAGACUUGGGCGACGUGACUCUACUGCCAGGUCUCUUUGAUUGUCACGUUCACCUGUUCAUGGAUCCUACUUCUGGCGUUCAUUCGACGUCUGCUGGCGUGGCAUUAUCCGACAAUGAAGUCUUCGCUCUCAUGAAAGCAAACUGUAGCCGAGUACUUGAUGCAGGGGUAACAACCGUUCGCGACUUGGGUUGUCCUGGGACAUAUUCUACGACGAUGAGAGACAAGAUAGCGAAAAGGGAAGUCAUGGGGCCUCGAAUUUUGUCAGCUAAUGCUCCCAUUACUGUUCCGGGAGGCCAUGGGCACGCAUGGGGUGGCCUCGCAACUGGUGUUGAUGAUUGUCGCGCCGAGGCAAGAAAGCGCAUCAAAGAGAAAGUUGAUGUCAUCAAAGUCAUGUCAACCGGCGGAUUCAUGACAGCUGGGAGUAACCCUUCGAAAGCUCGGUAUACUGUAGAGGAGCUAAGGGCCAUCGCUGAUGAGGCUCAUCGCCACGGCCUCCCUGUAACAACACAUGCUACUGGUGUCGAAGGCAUAGACAGAGCUGUCGAUGCGGGCUUCGAUUGCAUAGAGCACUGUUCAUGGACCAUUGAGGGUGGUACAAAGUACAGCCAUUCAAUUGCCCAAAAAAUCGUCGAAAAAGGCGUUACGGUCUGUCCAACGAUGAACACCGCUUGUUUAAAAAAAGACUAUUUCUGUCCAUGGGAUGCUCGUGAGCAAGUCGUAGGGAACCUCUCCCAGUUAAGGCAAGCCGGGGCAAAGAUGGUAGUGGGUACCGACAAUGGUAUAGGGCUUUGUAACUUUGAAAGAUAUGCCGAUGGUUUAUCUGUAUUAAUGGAUGCAGGCUACACGUUACGUGAGAUUAUAGCUUCCGCGACCUACAAAGCAGCAGAAGUCUGUAGAAUCGAUCACGAAACUGGAAGACUUAAGCCCGGAAUGACGGCGGACUUGGCGGCUUUCGAGGGCAACCCACUUGAUAACGUACAAGCAUUUUUCAAGCCCCGUUUCGUGAUGGCUAGAGGACGGGAGCACAAGCUCAGUCCGAUACCCCCUCCAGAGGAUAACUCUGCAAUGGCUGCAUAUAUCCACAGGACACUUCGAAUCGGCGCUGGGUUUGUUGAUUCACAUUCCCACUGAUGCGCCUUGAUGCGCCGGUCGAGAGCAAUCUGGGUCUAUUAUUGGCCUUUGAUAUCACUUCUGCGGUUCUAAUCAGCGUUUGUCGGUGUAUGGUAUAUAAUUACCAUGUUUAUCCUUUUCUAGAGCCUUAGUCUUUAGUUAUUUAUGAACUAUGAACUUUCUAAUUUCCACAUGAUCAGCUCAUAAAAUGGUAGUACUAGUACCU
Messenger RNA from Marasmius oreades (fairy-ring Marasmius), 1736 nucleotides. RefSeq lists its product as uncharacterized. Lineage: Eukaryota; Fungi; Basidiomycota; Agaricomycetes; Agaricales; Marasmiaceae. Gene Ontology annotation, molecular function: hydrolase activity, acting on carbon-nitrogen (but not peptide) bonds. The record is from RefSeq and is a predicted model, not a curated record. Bases 230 to 1531 code for a protein of 433 amino acids. The transcript has 6 exons.